AUGCAAUUGCAAACUCUACAUUCAAAUGUUUCGGCGCACGUUGCGGCCCUUGCAGCUCUAGAUCAGCCCAUUCAACAUUGGAAUGCUUGGCUAGUGACAGUUGUUUUGAGAAAAUUAGAUCAAUCCACGAAUCAAGACUGGCAGCUUCGGCGCUUCAACACAGAUUUGCCAACGUACGCUGAGUUAGAAGGUUUUUUAAUGAAGAGGUGCAUCGCGUUGGAAUCAACUGAAAGGCUGUUUGUAAGUUUUGAGAGAGAUAAGGAUAUUAUUGCAGCAAGUGAUCUCAAAAUGAAAAAAUCCUACCAGAGCAACAACUCAAUAAAAGGUCUUUUUAUAUCUACCGAAAGACCAAUAAAAUGUCCAUGCUGCUCUGAUGAGCAUAAAUUAUAUGCGUGCAAUAAAUUUAAGGAAAUGGCCAUAGGGGAUCGUGUGACAUUUUUAAGAGACUCGAGGUUAUGCUAUAAUUGUCUGACCCCAAAUCAUAUGGCGACUGUGUGCCGAUCUACCUAUAGUUGUCGAAUAUGCAGGCGCAACCAUAAUACAUUAUUGCACUUUGAGAAGGCAACAGGUCCGACGGAAAGAGUUGAAGGUCAAGCUCAGCAGUUAGAUGUACAAAAACACCCCAACUCGUCACAAGACUCAAAUAUUUCAGCAGCUGCUUCAUUUGUGGAUGGAUCAGAGCAAGGAUACGUGUUUUUGUCUACUGCGCUGUUCCUAGCAGGCCGCAGAUUCGGAAAUCUGAAAAAGUGCAGAGCAGUUUUGGACAGCGGAUUUAAAGUGAAUUUUAUUUCAAGAAACUUAGCAAAUAAAUUACAGCUACAAUCCAAAAAGUCAUCGCUACCGGUGAGCGGAAUUGGAGAAAGCCGGGUCCAAGCGUUGUCGUUCGUUGAAGUUUCAAUUCAGUCAAGAUUAAAGAAUUAUAGAGUAAAAUUAGUGUGCUAUGUUUUACCAACAAUUGUCAGUAAACUACCAGCAUGUCCAAAUCCCUCAAAGGGUUGGCAGAUCCCAGAAGAAUUACUAUCUGAAUUAGCAGAUCCUUUUUUUUACAAUCCUGGUUCUGUAGACUUGUUAAUCGGCGGAGGAGUAUUUUUUGACAUAACUUCAACUACAACUGGACGAAGACCAUUAAAUUUAAAAAAUAUAUGUUUGAACGACAGUCAGUUUGGAUGGCUAGUCACUGGUGAGCUAGGAAAGGUGUGCUUAGCAGGAAUUCGUACGGUAGGAAAACACUAG
Molecule: messenger RNA, 1233 nt
Organism: Metopolophium dirhodum (rose-grain aphid)
Lineage: Eukaryota; Metazoa; Arthropoda; Insecta; Hemiptera; Aphididae
Exons: 1
Coding region: 1-1233 (410 amino acids)
Source: RefSeq, a predicted model, not a curated record